GAAAGUUUCACGGGAAUUCACCCUCGCUGCCCUUCUCGGCCCCAGUCGCCGGCGGUUCGAGGGCAAGACGAAUCCGCGGAGACAAUAGAAGAGGAAACUAUGCUCGUGGACGGAAACGCGUCGCUGCUCACGGUUUAGGACGCGUCGAUAAAGCUAACGUCGCUCGAGGGACAGGAUCCGUUGACCAGGAAAGGGAUUCCUCGCGAUCACGAUGACACGGAGAAGAUCGACGGAAUUGUGUAGGUGGCUACUGUUGGCUGGGCUCGUCUGCUGUUCGUCUUGUCAAAGCGUCUCGUCCACCUUCGAGAACAAAACUGGCCAAGGCGAUAGCAAACCUCGUGUGUUUUCGCCCCGAAUGGACUACGACGAGUGGACGCCCCUGGGCCGUGGGGAUCCGUUGAAGAACAAUCCGACCUUCGACUACGUUCCUCCGGUUCUCGAUCGCGUUCAAUACUGGCUGGAUUCCCACACCACGGAGCCGUCCGCGAAACGGGACAUCCUCGUUCUGGGCGUCACCGCGAAGAAGACCAGCCCGAAGAUACCGGAACAGUUCCUGAAGUUCGUCGACGGGCCGAAAUUCACGCGAUCGAACCAGGACGUGUCCUACAGGAACGACUUCACCGGAAGCACGGGCGCGGAACCGCCGAAAGUGGUGCGCACGUCGAACUUCCGGAACGGACCGAUCGACUAUAGGAAUCAGAACAGGAUACAGUCGGUGCCAGCCAGCUACUACCCCAGUCCGUACUACAAUCAGAAGACGAAGCCCUACACGAUGAUGUUGCCGCCGCCGUUGGUCCAGAAAGACAAGAUCGUCAGUUUCGCCGAGCCCACGCAACAGUUCAGCACUCAAACGGAGGAAGGACCGGCGCUCCAGGACACUCAGUUCUACGCUGUACCGUCCAAGAAUUACAAUCAACAUCCGCCUCCGCCUCAGUCUCCAACGAAGUCCCAGUCCUCGAACUCGUUCAAACCGUCGAGCAAAGGCACGAUAGUGUCCCAGGUGGAGACGAUAAAGAGCGUGUACGCUCCGUCUUCCGUGCAGCCUACGAAGUCGAGGUACGAGGCGGUCACGACCCCGUCCGUCUCCUUCGAGAAGUCGAAUUUGAUUUAUCAGUCGACUCAGACUCUGUCCGGCGGUUGGCCAGCCAACAACGGUCCUGCCUCGACGCCAACCACGUCAGACGCGAGCCAGUCCGUCUGGCGGACCCCGGACUACUCCAGGGACCAAUACGAGAUCGACCACCAUGUCGCGGCCUCGUCGAACCACGAGGUCGUGGUCGAACAGAACGCCAACAUAAUCGUGGACGGGGACAGCAACGAGAACGAGGAGGUGGUCGUGGGUCAGAAGGAGGCGGUUUCGACGGAGAAACCGAUCGUACAAUCGUCCGCGAACUCGUCGGAGAACGCGAAGGACGAAGAGUCCGAGAAGAUGCAUAUCGUCGUGGCUAAUUCCCCGGCUAGCCUGGACGUCGAGGCGCAAACGACGAAGAAAGGCCCAGUGGCCGUGGUGAUGCCCAUGAAUUACCCGGAGAAGAAGCCGAACCUCGCUUCUCAGAGCUCGAACUCGUCGGAGCAGAGCGUUUCGGAGAACCUGACGAUGGCGACGGAGACGUCGAGCGAGAAAACGCCGAAAUCUCAGCCCCAACCCGUCAGAAACUCGGUGACCGGUUCCCCGAUAUUCCAAGACCCCCAAUCCUCCGUCGUUUUGCCCAACAGAAUGGCGGCUCCUCAUCAACACGUUGCAUCUCAGCCCACGGCCAUGCCGCCGCUCUCCCGUUACCCUGUCGGCUCCCUCCACAUGUUCGGCGUUCCCCAAGCUCCCCUUCAAUCCAUGAUGCACUCCCAGCCCAGGCCGAAUCACGCGAUGAUGCACUUCUUGGGCAGCAUGCGUCCGAACAUGGGCUUCCGGUUGCCUGGCCCGAUGUCGAUGUUCCCGCCGAUGGCCCACAUACACGCGCCGCCCUCGAAACCGAUGAUGAAUCACAUGGGAGCACCCAUCGCUAUGGAUCAGUCUCACCGACCCCCUCAGAUGCAAGAUUUCUCCGCGGGCUUCACUAAUCCGCCAGCCUCGUCGUCUUUGACCGCGCAGACGAUGGACGAGCAACCCUUCGAUCAUCAUCGAUCUCGCGCCCCAGACACCACGACGUUGAUCACCACGCCCACGCCGUUCCUCUCCACCGCCCCCACCGAUAACCCACCCGUUAUCGUAGACGGUCAGGAUACCGAGAAACCGAAUCGUUCGCCCGUCGAGGAGUCCACGACCACCCCCCAGGUGACGACCGUGCCCAGCCUGACCACGGAUCCAAUUUUCUCGCAUUACAAACAACCGGCGAAACCUAUUCGCGGUCCGAUGUACUUCAUCAUUCAGGGCCACUCGAAGGUGAAGACGUACAAACCUACCGUGACCAAGCACGGUAUGCCGACCCAGAAGAACGAGAACGUCACCGAGAGGCAGCUCUCGAAGUUCGAGCAAUUCAUCAAGGAGAACACGAAGAACGAGAACGUUGGUAACGCGAUCGCGGAGAAGAAGAAGGCCGAGGAGAAAGCACGGGCCGAGAAGCUCGUGCAAGCUAGUCAGAACAGUCUGAUGAGCCUCGUGGAGAGCGGUUUGGGCAGCUUCACCGUGUCGCCUUCCUCGUCCGCGACGGAGGAGGACCACCAGGCGAACUCCGUCACUACGAUCGAGAUCAAUGGCAACUAGGUCCCCCGUUAAUCGCGUUUGAAAACAUUUUACCGCGAAAGUGAAUCGACCAGUGAGCAUCGAUUCCGGAACGUACGGGAAAUCGAUCGAUCGAACUGCGCGAAUCUGAACACUCGCGCGAGAAUC
Messenger RNA from Colletes gigas, 2827 nucleotides. RefSeq lists its product as uncharacterized. The record is from RefSeq and is a predicted model, not a curated record. The transcript is spliced from 3 exons. Bases 212 to 2701 code for a protein of 829 amino acids. NCBI's taxonomy places the organism in Eukaryota, Metazoa, Arthropoda, Insecta, Hymenoptera, Colletidae.